Molecule: messenger RNA, 2156 nt
Organism: Homarus americanus (American lobster)
Lineage: Eukaryota; Metazoa; Arthropoda; Malacostraca; Decapoda; Nephropidae
Gene: Art1
Product: protein arginine N-methyltransferase 1-like
Exons: 10
Coding region: 65-1201 (378 amino acids)
Biological process (GO): peptidyl-arginine methylation
Cellular component (GO): nucleus
Molecular function (GO): protein-arginine N-methyltransferase activity
Source: RefSeq, a predicted model, not a curated record
GAUAUGAUAACUACAUAGUGUUACGAUUUGUUUUGUUAACAUUAAUUAAAAUCAAUGAGUCAAAAUGUCUCAUUCGAAUUUGAUCUGGUUGGCGCCACGUGAAUCUGAUCAUCGACCCACAACAAAGCAGACCAUUUUGAUUGUAGCAGGAGACAUCAUCAGAAUGGAAAACAAGUGUGAAAAGGAGAAAAGGGUAGAGAGGAUGCCAGUUGACGAAAUGACCUCAAAGGACUACUACUUCGAUUCUUAUGCUCAUUUUGGCAUCCAUGAGGAAAUGCUAAAAGAUGAAGUCCGCACCUUAACCUACCGUAAUGCCAUGUAUCAUAAUAGACACCUUUUUAAAGGGAAGACUGUACUGGAUGUAGGCUGUGGAACUGGAAUCCUCUCUAUGUUUGCUGCCAAAGCUGGUGCUACUAGAGUGAUUGGCAUUGAAAUGUCCAACAUCGUAGAGCACGCCAAAAAAAUUGUAGCGGCAAACAAUUUAGAUAAAGUUGUGGAGAUCAUUCAUGGCAAAGUGGAGGAAGUGACACUACCCGUAGAGAAGGUUGAUAUUAUUAUUAGCGAGUGGAUGGGCUACUGUCUCUUUUAUGAAUCAAUGCUGGAAACAGUGCUUUAUGCCCGGGAUAAGUGGAUGGCUCCUGACGGUAUGCUGUUCCCUGACCGUGCUACAUUAUUUGUUGCUGGUAUUGAGGAUCGCCAAUACAAGGAUGAUAAAAUCAAUUGGUGGGAUAGUGUUUAUGGAUUUGACAUGUCCUGCAUCAGGGAGGUGGCAAUGACAGAGCCUCUGGUUGAUGUCGUAGAAGCAAAACAGGUGGUAACAAACUCUUGCCUCGUGAAGGAAGUGGACCUAUACACUGUGAAGAAAGAGGAUCUGGCCUUCAGUGCUCCAUUCCACCUUCAGGUAAAGGUACGAAGGAAUGACUACGUACACGCUCUCAUCACAUACUUCAAUAUUGAAUUCACUAAAUGUCACAAGAGGACAGGUUUCUCAACAGCUCCUGAGGCACGGUAUACACAUUGGAAACAGACGGUCUUUUACUUCGAUGAUUAUCUGACAGUGAAACACGGAGAAGAAAUCUUUGGCACAUUCACAAUGAAGCCCAAUGAGCGAAAUAACCGUGACCUUGACUUCCAGAUUGAAAUGGAAUUCCAUGGUGAACUCUCCGACUGCCAGGAAUCUCAUAAAUACAAAAUGCGUUAAUUCAUUAUAGGAGUUGGAUCCUGCUACGUCCAUCAGAUGGUCGUCCACGAUUAUGCCGCAAGUUGAUUUAGCCGUUAGGUUCCUAACAAGUAGUAAUUGCUUCUCUCAAGUGAAGCAACAUCAGGAAGUUUUGUAUAAUUUUGUCAGUCUGAGGUUUAGGCCUUAAUCCAAAAUGGCUUGUGGCACAUCCUGUACGGACACUUACUAGAGUGCAGUCAUGACAGCCGCUAGAACUGUAAUCCCAGCUGGUGGAGUGACCUUUAUAAAAAGUUGUGUACUCCGUAUUUAGUGGAUGAGCUGUAGACUCAGCCUCUCUACCAGAAGCAGUAUUAUAUGAGCAUGGUAGAUGAGCAUAAUACUCUUGCCUCUCCAGUGUAAGAGGAUUGAGCAGACUCGUGAACUCUCCCGCCCCACUAGGCUGUGGCCAGUAAUGAUCUGGUGUUAUUUUCAAUGGUGCAAGUCCUCAAUAAAGAAUUAAGAAUGGCUAUUUGGUAGUGAAGUGAAGUGAAAGUUUGAAGAAAAAAAAGGUGAAACUUGAAGGAAAAAUUCAUGAGUGCUGUAGUUGAAAUUAUUGUUUUCUCAUAAUAAAAGAAUUGCUACAAUAAAAUGUUACACAAUAAUAAUUGAUCAGCUACAUCCAUUUGUUCAGCUACAUGAUGUAGUAAUAAAAUGAUUAAUUUAUUUUUAUUUUUUACAUCCAUCGAUAACAAUUUUAUUAAUAUAAUCUUGACUCUUAUACUAGUACUGUACUUAGUUACAAACAUUAUUUAAUAAUCUGUCUCAACAUAUUUGUCAUGUAUCUGUAUCAAGAUCCUACUGUAGGGAUAGUAGGGAUGAUUACCCAGAAGUUCUAGUCCUUGGUUUGAGGACUUGGAUUGUUAAAAGAAGUUAGCGUGGGUAUCUUGUAUGUUAUUUGAAUUAUUUUUACAGAUGGCAAUAAAAAGAAAAUCAAGAA